AUGGCAGAUCCUUCCUGGACUGAAGGAGUCCCCAAUGAGACAGCUGCCUGGGGCAGUCUGGAAGCUGACUUCCAGUAUUCCUUGUUUACGGUCAUCUACAGUGUUGUCUUCAUGCUGGGGCUGAUAGAGAAUGCCUUGGCUCUGUACCUGCUGUCCUGCAGAGUGAAGCACACCUCUCAUUCCUACGUCUUCAUGAUUAAUCUAGCCCUGGUAGACACCUUGUUUGUUUGUGUGUUGCCUUUUAAAAUUCAUUACCACCUGAAGCAGAACAACUGGAUCUUUGGUGACGUUGCUUGUCGGGUGACUGGGACGUUGUACUACAUCAACAUCUAUCUCAGCAUCGCCUUUUUCACCUGCAUUUGUGUUGAUCGCUACAUUGCAGUGUUGCACCCCUUCAGGUACAUCCGUAUCAGAGCCUUCCAUUACGUGCUGGUGGUCGCAGUCCUUUGGGCGGUCGCUCUAAGCGUCACGGUUCCGCUUAUCCUUGGAGGCCCGCUCCACAACAGCGGUGCGAGGAACACGACGGCGUGUUUUGAGAACUUUGCUACGAGCAGCUGGACUUACCGCAUGGCACCUUACAACAUCCUGGCCUUGGUUUUUGGGUUUGUGAUCCCCUUUUCCAUCAUUCUGAUCAGCUACCCACUCAUCGCGAAGAGGAUCUCCCAGAUCAAACGCAGCAUUCGCAAGAGGAAGGCCCUGAGCACUAUCUGCAUCAUCUUGGUCAUUUGUACUUUGUGCUUUCUCCCCUAUCACCUCACUCACUUGCUCCACUUUUUAAUGAGAAUCCAGGUCAUCCAGAACGAGGCGCUUACCAGCUUGAUCUACAAGAUGCGAAGGGUCACCCUAGCCCUGGUGAGUUUGAACUGUUGCCUUAACCCGCUCUUGUACUACUUCACCUCCUCCAGCAAGCGCUGCUACCUCAACUGCAAGCUCAGGUUCAGGUCCAAGAGGGUGUACACCAUCUGCGACCAGAAAUUCGAGGAGUGCUCCUAUGUUUAUAAACUACAGCAGAGGCACGGAAAUAAAAAACAGAGAGGUGGCAUCAACGGAUCUGCUUAA
Molecule: messenger RNA, 1059 nt
Organism: Opisthocomus hoazin
Lineage: Eukaryota; Metazoa; Chordata; Aves; Opisthocomiformes; Opisthocomidae
Product: lysophosphatidic acid receptor 6-like
Biological process (GO): G protein-coupled receptor signaling pathway
Cellular component (GO): membrane
Molecular function (GO): G protein-coupled receptor activity; oxysterol binding
Source: RefSeq, a predicted model, not a curated record